ACAGCGGACACAACAGCACUGGGAGUCUGUCUGGGAGGCACAUACUGGUACCACUGGUUUCCCACAAAGUUAAUGAAGUUGGAUUAUUUUUUGGUGUGAAGAUUUAAAAAAAAAAAAACACAAUGUCUCACGGAAUUAUUUGGAUAUUUUUCCUGUGAUGUUCUGGAGAAACUUUUACUGGACGAUGUUUUCGCAGCUUUGGGGAGGUUUUCCAUGGUUUAAAUGCAGGAGAAACUGUUAUUCGUUGUUUUGGACCGGAUAUAGUGUGGGUUGGGGCAGAGAUGCGUAAUGCGCAGAGCAAGCUCCAUCUUCUCUCCAAAUAGGCAGCGUUCAAGACCCGAAAAUGUCUAAUUCGGAGGUGAAGAAGGAGUCUGGUGAGUCCAGUCCGUCGGAGGCCGCCUGCCUCUGCUCUCCUCCGGCGGCCAAGAACCAGUGCGCCAGCUGCGGCAUGGAGAUCCAUGACCGGUAUCUGCUGAAGGUCAACAACCUGAAUUGGCACUUGGGAUGUUUGGAGUGUUCAGUCUGCAGAGCGUCUCUGCGCCAACACAACAGCUGCUACGUUAAAAACAAAGAAAUCUACUGCAAACUGGAUUAUUUCAGUAGGUUUGGCACCAAGUGCGCCCAGUGUGGCCGGCAGGUGUACGCCAGUGACUGGGUUCGGCGGGCUCGGGGCAGCGUGUACCACCUGGCCUGUUUCGCCUGUUUCUCCUGCAAGAGGCAGCUGUCCACCGGGGAGGAGUUCGGCCUGGUGGAGGGCAGGGUGCUCUGCCGCAGCCACUAUGACAUCAUGCUGGACAACCUCCGCAGGGCUGCAGAAAACGGCACAGGACUGACUCUGGAGGGAGCGCUGCCCUCUGAUCAGGACGGCCAACCAAAACCAGCCAAGAGGGCGCGGACGUCGUUCACUGCCGAGCAGCUGCAGGUGAUGCAGUCUCAGUUCGCUCAGGACAACAACCCUGACGCUCAGACUCUACAGAAACUGGCAGAGAUGACAGGACUGAGCAGACGAGUCAUACAGGUUUGGUUUCAGAACUGCCGUGCGCGACACAAAAAGCAGCCGCCUCAGGGAGGCUUCUCUCAGAGCGCUCCGAUGUCCAGGAUGCCUCCAUCGCUGCCAGACGAUAUCCACUACUCACCAUUCAGCAGCCCGGACCGACCACAUCUGCUCGCCCUGCACGGAUACCUGGACACUCAUCCCUUCUCCGUCCUCGCUGCCCCGGGCCACUUGACUCAUCCGUCCAUCUCCUUGCCACAGCUUCCCAUCAGCCGCUGACCCUCUGCGUCUGCUUUUUCUGCGUUGUCACCACUCUGAUGUGAAAAAAAAAAUCCUUUGGGACGUGUCAAUAAUCUGCUCUGUUUGGGAGUCUAAUCUCCGGAGGCAUGACGGACCUUGGUGAUCUGUUUUCAAUCAGUUGGAUUCUUCUUCGCUGUGAGACUGCUGAGCUUAACUUGUCUUUUAAAGACAGCAGACUGUGGAGAAAUGUCCCGCCUCCAUGCCAACAUGGGAGUUUUUUUUUUUUAAUGCUGCAGAGAAGAAGACCACUUUUAUUUUAUUUUUCCUCUUUUUGAUGGGACAUAAAACAUUGCAUCAGGUCAGGAUUGUUUUCCUUUUGUUUACCCACUCAUACAAGGUAUUUUAAUUGUAUUGCUGCGAUAUGCAAUAUGAUAAAAAGGAGUGUUGUAGCAGUAUUACAGUAAAACCUCAGCAUUUGUUUUUUUUUUUGUGUUGGUGUUGAGCACAUUUGCAGCUUUACUGUUGUUUGUUGUUGUAUUGUUGUCCGAAAACUCUUAUUUAUUCAGAACAAAACUUCACUUUUAAAAAAAGCACUUUUAAAUGUGUCUUGAAAUGGAAUUAUUCAGUGAUUGUACAUUGUAAAUACUGCUACAGUUUAAUAAAAAUGUAUCAGAGCUGUUAUGGAAAUGAAUAA
Epinephelus moara (kelp grouper) is the source of this 1928-nucleotide messenger RNA. It is a transcript of the gene lhx6b, whose product is annotated as LIM homeobox 6b. Gene Ontology annotation, molecular function: RNA polymerase II transcription regulatory region sequence-specific DNA binding; DNA-binding transcription factor activity, RNA polymerase II-specific. Lineage: Eukaryota; Metazoa; Chordata; Actinopteri; Perciformes; Serranidae. The coding region runs from base 344 to 1273 and encodes 309 amino acids. Gene Ontology annotation, cellular component: nucleus. The transcript has 9 exons. Gene Ontology annotation, biological process: neuron differentiation; regulation of transcription by RNA polymerase II; forebrain neuron development. The record is from RefSeq and is a predicted model, not a curated record.